Hyaloscypha bicolor E is the source of this 3256-nucleotide messenger RNA. Its product is annotated as serine/threonine-protein phosphatase pp2a catalytic subunit. Gene Ontology annotation, biological process: mitotic cell cycle; peptidyl-serine dephosphorylation. Lineage: Eukaryota; Fungi; Ascomycota; Leotiomycetes; Helotiales; Hyaloscyphaceae. The record is from RefSeq and is a predicted model, not a curated record. The transcript is spliced from 11 exons. Gene Ontology annotation, molecular function: protein serine/threonine phosphatase activity. Bases 61 to 3048 code for a protein of 995 amino acids. Gene Ontology annotation, cellular component: cytosol.
GUCAUUGAUCAUGAACGUGAAGUGAACCGGUAAUCAUCUUACGCCAACUGUUCACUCAAAAUGUCUGAAGACAGAGGCAAGGGGAUCUCCCUUCGAACAAAGCGAAAGGGACGGCCAGCGAUCAGUGCACCAAAGCAGAUAUCAGGUCCAACACAACCGACUGGGAGCGCACCUCGAAGUAAUGGAGCGAAAUCGUCAUUCGAUGCUCCACAGCGCCCACAAGUUGGUGGAAAGACAUCGGAUCUCGUCAAACGUCGAUAUUCUACUCGAUUCAACAAUCUCCCGACUGAUUUCGAUGCUACCGCCCUUCCAGUACCCAAUGUUCCGACGUUGCCGAACCAAUUUGCCGGGUCCAAGGACCGCGGAAGGGGACCUUCUCCUGGAAAGAGCCAAGGAAUUGAUAUAGACACGAAGGCAUUGAAUGAUCCUAAUUUACGCCCAGAUCGAUAUAUAGCUGGACUUUUGAGUGACGCCUCAGAGAAGGAUAUCGAUGAAUACCAGCAAGCUUUACAGAAAUUGAAGAAUCGAGCCUCGACGGAUCUUCAGCAGAAUGUCUACCAAAAUCGGACACAAUUCAUUAAGAUUAGUAAGGAGGCUGAGAAGUUGAAGGCGGAAAUGCGAGCGCUGCGAAACUUGAUGUCAGAACUCAAGACCAACACUAUGGCUCUCAGAACUACAUCAUCUCAGGGUCCUGUUGUUUCCAAUGACUUUGACUCUGGUUUUCCAUCCACCUUGAGCAAGAGGGACAAGAGAAGUUCGGUGGCUGAUCGUACAGCAAUGUGGAACUCGCAACUUCAGGCUUUAUGGAAGACAGUGGAGGGGUCACAGAAGUUUCUACCUGCCCUCCCUGGCCGCCAUGUGGUUCAGAAUGCUGGGCUAUGGAUUGAGCUAGAUAAUGCCACCUGGAAAUCCCGCCGUGCCAUGCAAAUUAUCUUGCUGAAUGACCACCUCCUCGUCGCUUCACGAAAGAAGAGAAAGAUUGAAGGAAUGAAUAAUGCAGAUCAACGACAAGCGCCUUCCAAGCUCGUGGCAGAUCGAUGUUGGCCCUUAUUGGAUAUUGAGAUGGUUGACCUAGCUGGGACCAGCGAAUCAACAAGCUCAAGAAACAAGGUUGCCGAUGCCAUCAUGAUCAGAGGAGUUGGACAGGAGUCCUUCACGUAUCGAACUGAAAAGUCCGAUGAUAGUGAUAAGCAAACCUUGAUGAUGAACUUCAGAAAGGCUGUUGAACAGUUACGGAAAGGCCUUCGUUCUGAGAUGGAAUCUAGCAACAAAGCCAAGGAGACCAUCAAUUACUUCGCCUCUCGAGACCCUGGCCUGCUUAAGAAGACCGAGUUGUUGGAGACUCUCUCGGACAUCAAAGAUAUGCUCAUUGAAGUUGAUGGGAAGCAACAGAAUUUACGAUGGGUCGAGAGCCAGGUGGAUGAACUCGAUAUUCUCAUCGCCCUUCAAAAGUUCGACGAAGCGGUUGUAAGAGUUGAGAAACUCAAUGCCUUGGCUAAGAGUCUUAAAAGCAACGUUGUGGCACAGGAUUUCAUAAGCUUCAAAGCAGAGGAACGGGCAACCAAGCUAGCUGGACUAAUUACGCGCGAGCUCGUCGAUACUCAUGAUAAGCCCAAACAGACAAAGCGCAAUGUCCUCUACCUGGCGCGACUGGGCUUUGAAGAUCGUGCAAGGGAAGCCUAUCUUGAAGCUCGUGGCAACAUCAUCCAUAAAAGAUCGAGGCAAUGCAUUUUCGAGGGCAACCUUCAUCAGUACAUCUGGGAAGUAUCUUUUGUCUACUUCACCAUAAUUCGAAAUACCGUUUCCACAUUCCAGAUGUGCUUUCCUCCCUUGCUGAUGAGCGCCUGUGUUAAAUGGGCUAAAGAGCAAGUGGAUACUUUCAAUGUCAUUCUAGCAAGACAGCUGAGCAGUACUCCUCAAGAUGGCGACAUUUGGAACAAGUGUAUGGAUCAGGCAAAAGAGCAUGCGAAGAUGCUGUCGGAUGUCGGCUUGGACUUCAAGAGUCUGAUAGGGCGAGGCUCCUCGGGAGAAAGUGGCCAAAAAGAGCCUAGCAGAGACACCAUGGAUACCAAUAUGGAAGAUGUUGGCAGAGCGCCCGAACCCUCGAGGUUAUCACCUGCCACUGAACCCGCGUCCAUACCUACCCUUGAUGGAUGGAUUGAGAGCUUGAUGACCUGCAAGCAAUUGGCCGAGGUCGAUGUACAGAGGCUCUGCGAGAAGGCACGAGAGGUCUUGCAGGACGAGUCCAAUGUGCAACCGGUGAAAUGCCCUGUCACUGUAUGCGGAGACAUUCAUGGUCAAUUCCACGACUUGAUGGAGCUCUUCAGAAUUGGUGGACCAAACCCAGAUACGAAUUAUCUAUUCAUGGGCGAUUAUGUUGAUAGAGGUUACUACUCCGUUGAGACCGUCACCCUCCUCGUAGCCCUGAAAAUCCGAUAUCCCCAACGCAUCACCAUCCUCCGUGGCAACCACGAAUCCCGCCAAAUCACACAAGUCUAUGGGUUCUACGAUGAAUGUCUCCGAAAAUAUGGCAAUGCGAACGUAUGGAAGUACUUCACCGAUCUCUUCGACUACCUCCCCCUCACCGCCCUGAUCGAUAACCAAAUAUUCUGCCUGCACGGAGGUCUCUCCCCCAGCAUCGAUACCCUUGAUAACAUCAGAGCACUGGAUCGUAUACAGGAGGUUCCGCAUGAGGGGCCUAUGUGCGAUUUGCUGUGGUCGGACCCAGAUGAUAGAUGCGGUUGGGGAAUAUCACCAAGAGGUGCGGGGUAUACGUUUGGGCAGGACAUUUCGGAGGCUUUCAACCACAAUAAUGGCUUGACUCUAGUGGCAAGAGCCCAUCAACUGGUCAUGGAGGGAUAUAAUUGGUCUCAGGAUAGGAACGUGGUCACCAUUUUCUCAGCUCCGAACUAUUGCUAUAGAUGUGGCAAUCAAGCGGCUAUUAUGGAGAUCGACGAGCAUUUGAAGUAUACCUUCUUGCAGUUUGACCCCUGCCCAAGAGCAGGCGAACCUAUGGUUUCACGACGAACUCCUGACUACUUCCUUUAGAAGAUUUUCAAGAAGAACGAUACUCCGCGCGGGCAGGCACGUUACAAAGGUACCACAGAAGCGAUGAAAACCCAGCUCAUGUAAAAGAGAUCACAUGGCAUUCGUACAGCGAGGGGGCGAUACCAUUAAUGGGACAACCCAAGGGUGCUGUUUGUAGACCUGCGGUAGACUCUUAUAAGAAUGCAAAAGCGUUAUGCAACGAAGAUCC